Messenger RNA from Candidozyma pseudohaemuli, 1284 nucleotides. RefSeq names its product NAD(+) diphosphatase. The record is from RefSeq and is a predicted model, not a curated record. The coding region runs from base 1 to 1284 and encodes 427 amino acids. The transcript has a single exon. Gene Ontology annotation, cellular component: cytosol. NCBI's taxonomy places the organism in Eukaryota, Fungi, Ascomycota, Pichiomycetes, Serinales, Metschnikowiaceae. Gene Ontology annotation, biological process: NAD+ catabolic process; NADP+ catabolic process. Gene Ontology annotation, molecular function: NADH pyrophosphatase activity.
AUGUCUGCGUCCCGCAAAUCAUCUAUACCUAACGCUGGAGCAAGAGAAGUGUACUUUGGACAAGAAGUCGUCAACCGAGUGUCCUUCUUGAGAGAAGACCUGGAUUUUGUAUCCAAUGCUGUCGUUCAUCCAUCUACAAGGUUUAUUUUCUAUUGGAAGGGUGAUCCUUUGGUGAAUAAGGCUGCUCCCAAGGAGAAAUUGAUCGUACUCACCAAUGGCGAUAAUCAGCUUCUUCAUGAAAAUACCGCCGGUACAAAGAAAGGCCUCUUUGCAACUGAAGAAUGGAAAAAGGUAGUUGAACGCUGGAGCGUUGACAACAAGGAUCAGUUGCCAACCUUGCGAGACAAGGGCAAGCCGACGUUUCUCUUCUUAGGUAUGAGGGACGAGAGUGUGGGCCUCGAUUUACAUCAACUCAAAUGCGAGGAGCCAGAGUGCUACCUUGAUCAUCAAGGCCGCUAUUUUGGAAUUCCUUUCUUUGGCGUUGACUUGACCAAUUCCCCCGAAGUUGCCGAUCUAGUGAAGCAACAUAUCUUAGAUUCUGAGUCAUCAGUGUCGAAAGAUGACUUGAUCUUUUCCUACUCGAGAAAGCACACAAUGGGAUUCACCGGCGUCGAGUCAUCAUUAUUUAGCCAUGGUAAGAUGUACUUUGACUGGCUUGGAAGGAAUCGUUUCUGUCCUGGCUGCGGCUCGAAAGUGAUUCCAAUUCAUGCUGGAGGCAAACUCAAGUGUACCAACGAAGAGACAGUUGGUGAGGGAGACAACAAAAAGUAUGUCUGUCCUGUCAGGAAUACGAGGGUUUCUAACGUGUCGUUCCCUCGUACUGAUGCUGUUGUCAUCACAGCAAUCACGAACAGAGAAAAGAGCAAGAUUCUUUUAUCUCUCAACAAGAGAUACGCUUACUCCAAGAUGUAUUCGUGUACAGCCGGCUUUAUGGAACCAUCCGAAACCGUUGAAGUUGCAGCUAAGAGAGAGAUCUGGGAAGAGACGGGUGUGGUGUGCAGUGAUAUCAGGAUCCAGAUGACUCAGCCAUGGCCAUUCCCUGGUAAUCUCAUGAUUGGGUGUAUCGCUACAGUCGAUUUCAAUGGUGAAAACGAGGUUAUCCAGUUAGAUCACGACCAAGAGCUUGCUGAUGCCCGUUGGUUUGAUAUUUCAUUCGUCAAAAAGCUCAUUGACGACAUAGAGGACGAAGAAACUUUGUCCGAGGGCAUUAUUUUGCCAACAGACGUGUCAGUUGCGUAUCACUUGAUCAAGGAAGUGGUUGAAAAGAACGAGCUGAAGCUCUAG